CCGGCAGCCAUCCCUGCGGCGCUGACGUCUGUGUGGUGCCGCUGUCCCGGAGUCUUCCUGCAGUCAUGAAGGACGUGCCCGGCUUCUUACAGCAGAGCCAGAGCUCCGGGCCCGGCCAGGCCGCCGUCUGGCACCGUCUGGAGGAGCUCUACACGAAGAAGUUGUGGCAUCAGCUGACACUUCAGGUGCUUGAUUUUGUGCAGGACCCGUGCUUUGCCCAAGGAGAUGGUCUCAUUAAGCUUUAUGAAAACUUCAUCAGUGAAUUUGAACACAGGGUGAAUCCUUUGUCCCUGGUCGAAAUCAUUCUUCAUGUAGUUAGACAGAUGACUGAUCCUAAUGUGGCUCUUACUUUUCUGGAAAAGACUCGUGAGAAGGUGAAAAGUAGCGAGGAGGCAGUGAUCCUGUGUAAAACCGCAAUUGGAGCUCUAAAAUUAAACAUCGGGGACCUCCAGGUCACAAAGGAAACGAUUGAAGAUGUUGAAGAAAUGCUCAACAACCUCCCUGGUGUGACAUCAGUUCACAGUCGUUUCUACGAUCUCUCUAGCAAAUACUAUCAAACGAUUGGAAACCACGCAUCCUACUACAAAGAUGCUCUGCGGUUUCUGGGCUGUGUCGACAUCAAGGAUCUGCCAGUGUCCGAGCAGCAGGAGAGAGCUUUCACGCUGGGACUAGCAGGACUUCUUGGCGAGGGAGUUUUUAACUUUGGAGAACUCCUCAUGCACCCCGUGCUGGAAUCGCUUAGGAGCACCGACCGGCAGUGGCUGAUUGACACCCUGUAUGCCUUUAACAGUGGCAACGUAGAGAGAUUCCAGACUCUGAAGACUGCCUGGGGUCAGCAGCCUGACUUAGCGGCCAAUGAAGCGCAGCUUCUGAGGAAAAUUCAGUUGUUGUGUCUCAUGGAGAUGACUUUCACACGACCUGCCAAUCACAGACAACUCACUUUUGAAGAAAUUGCCAAAAGUGCCAAAAUCAGCGUGAACGAGGUGGAGUUGCUGGUGAUGAAGGCGCUGUCCGUGGGGCUGGUGAAAGGCAGCAUUGAUGAAGUGGAUAAGCGCGUUCACAUGACCUGGGUACAGCCCCGCGUGCUGGAUCUGCAGCAGAUCAAGGGAAUGAAGGACCGCCUGGAGUUCUGGUGCACCGACGUGAAGAGCAUGGAGAUGCUGGUGGAGCACCAGGCCCAUGACAUCCUCACCUAGUGCCCCCGCCUGGCCUGUCUCUGGGCAGCUGUUUUGUGGCUGGUGAACCUGGCAACUAAGAUCUGCAUUUAAUUGGGGGUGGGGGUUGGGAUUCUGUUUUGAGUAGGGACUGUUCUUGCUGUAAAAACAGGACUGUCAUUGAUGGGGGGCCUGGCCAGAGGGAGAAGCCUUCUGUGUGGGUACCUCCUGUAGCCUGCAGUGGCGAGGGUCGCUGUGUCUCAGGAUGAGGCAGGCAAGAGUGUGGGUACCCCGAGGAAGGGAAGGUGUGGAGGACCCCACUCCAAGGCUGCUCUAUGCAUCCCCCUGUGUGAACCUCUUUUCCAGUGUGAUUGGAGAAUGUUCCUGGAAUAAACACCUUUGCUUUGUUGUU
Molecule: messenger RNA, 1566 nt
Organism: Equus quagga
Lineage: Eukaryota; Metazoa; Chordata; Mammalia; Perissodactyla; Equidae
Gene: PSMD13
Product: proteasome 26S subunit, non-ATPase 13
Exons: 13
Coding region: 66-1196 (376 amino acids)
Biological process (GO): ubiquitin-dependent protein catabolic process
Cellular component (GO): proteasome regulatory particle, lid subcomplex; nucleus; cytosol
Molecular function (GO): structural molecule activity
Source: RefSeq, a predicted model, not a curated record